AUGGCCGGACCCGAGAGGAAGCUGUCGCGGAGUCUGCAGUCCUCGGCAGGAUCCGCUGACCGGCACAUGAUCCGUCGCGGUGCUGCCAUACAGGCGCUGAUCGACUUGAGCGAGCACAACUCAUUGGCGAUAUCCAACAAGCGCUUCGCUCUGAGCCGUUUGAAGGCGAAUGCUGCCGAGAAGAAUGGGCAGGCUGCUGUGUCGGACGACCCGGGACCUUUGCGGUUCACGCAGAGCCAGCUGCGCCUACUUCGCCAGGAGCAGCUUAUGUUGAUGGCGGAGAACGAGCGGCUGGUGCACGAACUUCAGGAAAUUCGGCGAUGCAGGAUACCAGGCCAAUUCCGACCCGGCCAGGCCCGCGCCGUGCCUGAGUUCCGGGAGUCGAAGUUAUCGAAGGCGAUCGACCUGACCCUCUCCGGCGGCCGCGACACACGAUUACAGGCCGCACGUAUCGGAUUCCUGUGUGCUGUGGUCGCUCGUGUUCGUAUAAGGCUGCUGAGCAGCGCCUUCCGCGUGCUGUCUAGGCAACCGCUCAGGUCGCUGCUAUACGCCUCGUCGCGUGUGCACAACUCAGGACAACCCAGCAUCCGCCAGGUCAUGCUGUCCUGCAUGGUGCUGGAGACCGCCAUACGGUCGAAGGUGCAGCGGAUCAAGCGACUGGGGUUGCGUUUGCUAAGAAACCCCGGAGCCGGCUCGGCAUCGCGGCUGCAGUCGGCCUUUGGGGACUACUCGAGAGCUCCUGGCGGACUCAGCCAAAGUGAAUCCAGACCAGCGGGUAAGUUUUGUUCGUGCGAUAUUUGA
This is a messenger RNA of Babesia bigemina, 801 nucleotides long. RefSeq lists its product as hypothetical. Bases 1 to 801 code for a protein of 266 amino acids. The record is from RefSeq and is a predicted model, not a curated record. The transcript has a single exon. NCBI's taxonomy places the organism in Eukaryota, Apicomplexa, Aconoidasida, Piroplasmida, Babesiidae.